AUGGCGACGACGCCGACGGGCGCGCGUGGGUGCGGUGGGGUGGAGGUGACGCCGCCGUGUAGCGCGGCGCCGUUCACGCCGGGACCGGGACGAGAGGCGGGAUCGAAGGUCGAGACGAACGCGUGGACGCCGGAGACGCCGAUGUUUGGACCGCCGAAGACCGUGGACGCGCGCGAGGGGACGUCGAGGAAGGGGAUCGUGGGUGGGUUCGAUUCGCCCGAGCGCGCGCGAGGGACGGCGGACGCGCGAACGGCGACGACGGAGGCGGACGCGAACGAAGCGGCGUACGGGACCCCGCCGGCGUCGCCGCGGGCGACGGGUCGCGAGAACGUACCGUUGGCGUGUCCGGCGACGCCGAUCAAGGCUCGGAGGACGCGUGGGGUGUGCUUUGCGGGAGAGAAUGAAUCCGCCGCUCGCCCGCGAGGCCGCGUCGUGCGAUCGCUCUUGGAGGAGUUCAACGCCGCGGCGCGUGAGUUGGACGACAUGCUCGAGGAGAAGAGCGAAAAUACGAUCAUGCAGACCUUUGACGACGGUUUUGAUCCUUUCGAUGAGCCCGAGUAG
Messenger RNA from Ostreococcus tauri, 561 nucleotides. RefSeq names its product unnamed product. Bases 1 to 561 code for a protein of 186 amino acids. The transcript has a single exon. Lineage: Eukaryota; Viridiplantae; Chlorophyta; Mamiellophyceae; Mamiellales; Bathycoccaceae. The record is from RefSeq and is a predicted model, not a curated record.